AUGUCGGAUGCGUCGAACAAGUUAUGGUAUCGUAGGCAGCUACAGCGUCUUCAUGAGGAAGCUCCAGAAGGCGAGAAGACAACUCCAGAGGAAGCAUUACGACACCUUCCCAUUGAAUGCAUAGGAGAGGUGCUGGAUGUAGUCUCUCGCAAGUUCGUCGAGUGUGGAGAAAGAUACUUGAUAGAGGGUAAUAAGGGCAAAUGUGAUGAGUUCAUCCGGGCGCACCUCGAUGUUUGUGAACGUUAUAACAAUUUAAACUCACAAUAUUAUCAAGAUAUCGCAAGGAUAGCUGGUAUGUACUGGGUUCGCAAAGCUAUGGCAAAUGGAGAGCCAAAAUAUACCUGCGUAUAUGUGGACGUGCCGCAGAUUCCAGCUUCUCCGCUUUCAGGCACUCGGACUCUCUGCUCGAUCGAUUCGUGGAUGGACGAUGUCAAGGACGGUACACCUGAACCACCAUCCGAACGAGCCAGAUCCGAACAACCAUCAACCGAAACAUCCAGACUCAGCGCCCUUACAUGUGAAGAUGGCUUACCUGAACAACCAUGUACUUGCAAAGCGAAAGACAACAGUCAAAGAAGCCCACCUAAGAAUUUGUCUUCAAAACAAACAACGGUUGAAAAGGGUAGCAAACGUAAAAAGAUUGUGAAAAAGAAAACCAUACCUGCGAGGGCUAUCAAGGAGGGCACAAAGCACCGGUUGAGAGGAACAAAAGAGCAAAGACCUAGCGACGUUGUAAUCUCCUCCGAUGAUUCUGGAGUCAAAGAGACUAUACCUGCGAAGAUCGAGAAGAAUACAAAUUACUGGUUGAGAGGGACAAAAAGGCAAAGGCCUAGCGACAUUGUACUUUCCUCCGAUGAUUCUGGGGUGAACGAGACUGUACCAGUGUACCUGCGAAGAUCGAAAAGGAUACAAAUUAUUGGUUGA
Sclerotinia borealis F-4128 is the source of this 924-nucleotide messenger RNA. The record is from the annotation of a GenBank genome assembly. Lineage: Eukaryota; Fungi; Ascomycota; Leotiomycetes; Helotiales; Sclerotiniaceae.